UGGAGCCACAGAACCUUAAUGGAGGAGGAGAUCAAACCUUAUCCGCAUCAUCCACCUCCUUGCCCUUAUCCGAUAGCCAUUAGAGCUCUAUUUCACCUGGGCAUGUGCUGGCGAUCUUAUCCACACCGUUUCCUUACACCCUAAGCUAAGCCCCCAACAAAAAUCCCCAUUCCUCUUAGCUUUCUUCCCGAAUACAUUUCGUCGAACACCUUGUGUGCGUAAUCUCACCGCUACCAAAGACCAUAUUGCGGGACUCCCCGUCCGGAGCUGGAGGUUGGAGGGAGCGGAGGGGGUGUCGUGCUGCCGCCGUUGCCAUUGGGGAAGCCGAGGACCGCUGGACACCGGGAACCACGCGUCGAACACUUUCGGGCGUCACCAACAGCUAGCCGCCUCUGCUUCGUCCGCACCGCACCACGCUUCGCCGCCCUUCGCCGUCUCUCCAUCCCGGGAAUUUGUAUAUCGGUUAGUCGUGAGGCAACGUAUCCAGCUUCCAGGAAGGUGAAGGUUGAUCAAGAUUAUAUCAAGAAUAGAAACUAUUUUGAGCAGAGCUCGUCGUUCACCAACACGAAGCCGGAGCUCAGCUGGUGCUCGAUCCAAGGCCAAGGAUUACCAGCUCUGAGCAGAUCAAAUUAAUGGACAAUGCCAAGGAGGAGAUGCGCCGUGCCGCCGCCACCGCCGACUCGCCGGACGCCGGCGAACCCCACGCCAUAGCCGUCCACCUGCAGGGGUGGUGCAGGGCGUGCCUGCACCUCGCCGCGCUCGCCUUCCUCGCCUGCGCCUUCGUCCAGACGGCCGGCAGGGCGCGCCACGAUCCAUGGGACCUCGCCUUCGUCGUCGCCGCCUACGCCAGCCUCGCGGCGCUCUUCGUCGUCCUCCGCCGCGCCGAGCGCCUCACGCCGGAGUCGCCCGCCGACGAUCGCCGGUGUCUGCAGCGAGCGGCAUGGGCGCUGUCCACUGUGCUCAGCUGCUUGUUUGCUUACAGGGUUGCCCGGAUCAUGCCGGCCGCCAUGGCCGUCGCCGUCUGGGCCAUGACCGCCACCGUCGUCGCCGGUGGCCUCUACUUCUUGGUUCUCAACGACGGUGACCGUGGAUCGGAGGAGGAUUGCCAUGUCGCCGACGAUGGCAAACUCGUCUUUCAGAAGAUUCCUAGAGAGGAAAUGGUGUAGGAAGAACCAUACAUGGCAUUAUACGCUCCUAAAUGGAGUAUUUUUUUAUUUCUAUGUUACUUUUGUGAGAGUAACUAAACAUUUCAUAGCCAACUUCAAUUCUAUUGAGUGUAAAUUUUGUGAAGAUCUUUAUGCUUCAUUUUCCCUGUUA
Oryza sativa Japonica Group (Japanese rice) is the source of this 1317-nucleotide messenger RNA. RefSeq lists its product as uncharacterized. Lineage: Eukaryota; Viridiplantae; Streptophyta; Magnoliopsida; Poales; Poaceae. The record is from RefSeq and is a predicted model, not a curated record.